This is a messenger RNA of Chroicocephalus ridibundus (black-headed gull), 1092 nucleotides long. It is a transcript of the gene CYREN, whose product is annotated as cell cycle regulator of NHEJ. The coding region runs from base 116 to 550 and encodes 144 amino acids. NCBI's taxonomy places the organism in Eukaryota, Metazoa, Chordata, Aves, Charadriiformes, Laridae. Gene Ontology annotation, biological process: double-strand break repair via nonhomologous end joining; negative regulation of double-strand break repair via nonhomologous end joining. Gene Ontology annotation, cellular component: cytoplasm; nucleus. The transcript has 3 exons. The record is from RefSeq and is a predicted model, not a curated record.
AGCCGCCCCGGCGCCACCGCCGCACCUGCCGCGGCUCCCCAGCGGCGGCGUGGGGAGCCCCGUGCUUCCCGCUGCCGCCCCGCCUCGCCCCGCCCGCCGAGCCGCCGAGCGGGGGAUGGCGGAGGGCGGGCGGCGGCGGCUCCUGCCGGCUUGGAUGGGGGCGGCGGGGGACGAGCGGGCGGCGGCGCCGCCGCCCCCCAAGGCCGGGCGGCGGCGGCGGCAAGCGACGGCAGGGCCCAGGGCGGCGGCGGUGCAGUACUGCAUGAACGAGGCGGAGCUGGUGGACGUGGCCCUGGCGGUCCUGGCCGAGAAUCUCCAGCGUGAUGAAGAUGAGGAGAAGGCCCGGUCCAGGAGUGAAGAGGAGCAGGAGCUCCAGCCAACACCAGAGGAGGCUCCUGGAAGCACAGCCAGCAUGGGGGGAGGCAGCGACCGCAGUCCAGCUCUCCCAUCCCCUCCUGAUGCUGCUGCUGGUGCCGACGCAGAGAGGACAGGCUCGGAGGAUUCUGAGGACGAUGUUCUGAAAUAUGUCAGGGAGAUCUUUUUCAGCUAACAUCAUCCCCUCUGCGGAUCCCCAGGAGCAACGGGGAGAGUGGGGAGGGUGUCCCCUCCCACAGCACUGAGGAUGGGGGGAGGAGGGCCUGGAGUGGACUGUGUAUCUGCCUUGUUGGUGGCCUAUGGAGCUGGUAGGAGGCCCAUGAAGGCCAUAGGGGAAAAGGAGGGGGACACACACUUCUCCCAGUGUGUGCUGGGUUCAGUGGUAUUUGGCUCCAGAUUAGUUAAUUUCUCUUUGGCAUCUCAGAGCAUGUACAGAUUAAAGAGGACAUUCGGGUUUCUGUGAGUGUCCCUUUGGUGGGUCAGUGUUGGGAUGGGAGGGCAGCAUGGAGUUGCUGCCCCUGCAUGGCCUUUGCUGGCCCUGCAUAGCUGGAUAGUCAUGGUUCAGCCUUGGGGCUCCCUUGUCUUUUCUGUUGCUCUGUGACAGCUGCAGUGGGGUCUGGCAGGCUGUCCCCAUUGGAACUGAUGCUGAAUUUCCCUCCAGGCUCAGGCACACCUCCCAUGGCUGAAGAAGACAUGGGUGGGAGCAGACUGGUAGGG